GGAAGGUAGGUGGUGGGCGUGGUGUGGAAAGUGGAAAAGUGAAUGCAGGUGAUAGCGGAGAAAAUGAUUGUCAGAUGGAGAGUGGGGGUGUCCUAUAUUCGUGCUCAGUACGUGUCUCAUCGUGUCAAGACAGUUUGGUGAUGGUUUGUGUAGUAGUUCAAAAAUGUUUUAACGUGACAGUGAGCGAAGUGCCUGAAGUGUAUUCGUGCACCAUCGGCGUUAUAGAUAUCUUUUUCAACAAGUGGUGAAUCCGGAGAAAUCAUGUUUUAGUGAGUCAUAGGUGCAGAAACCGGUUUUAAUUUUCGGCAGUAGGUUUGUGGAACCCACAGCGCUUCCUCUUAAACAUUCACGUUUGUUUCGUUAAAGAGGCGCAGAAAACUGCUUUCACACCUGCCUCACGAUGGAGAUGAGGGAAAGGACAAAACAUGAAAAAUCUGUAGACUCUGAAGAAGUUAAAAGUACUUCAUUGGCUGCCACCAGUUUAAAAUCCCACCCAUCCGUUUACAUUAUUUUUGUGUCUCUGCUUCUUGAUUUAUUAGCUUUUACAAUGAUACUCCCACUGUUACCAUCACUACUUGAUCAUUAUCGACAAAAUGACAAGCCUGAUGGGUUGUAUCCUUGGCUACUCAGUAAAAUACGUUAUUUUCAACAGAUUGUGGGUGCUCCGGACAGAUUUAACUCUGUCUUAUUUGGCGGAUUUUUAGGUUCAAUGUACUCAUUCCUCCAGUUCCUAGCAUCUCCACUUGUUGGUGGAGUAUCUGAUGUUUAUGGCCGUAAGCCAGUAAUGCUUGUCUGCCUUAUUGGAAUUUCAUUUUCUUACGUGCUGUGGGCCUUGUCGAGCUCAUUUUUGCUUUUUGUUUUUGCAAGAAUUAUCGGAGGAAUAAGCAAGGGAAAUGUUAGUCUGUCUAUGGCAAUCAUUACUGACAUAUCAUCAUCUGCUACUAGAGGACGCGGGAUGGCCCUUGUUGGUAUUGCCUUUUCUGUUGGCUUCAUAGUUGGUCCUGUGAUUGGAGCCAUGUUUGCAAGGUGGGCACAAGGCCAGUCUGGUGACUGGUUUGUCACUCCGGCACUGUUUGCUUUUGGAUUAUCGCUGCUUGAUGUGUUAUUUGUUACGCUGUUUUUUAAGGAGACUCUGCCAAAGAACAAAAGGGCAAGUUCUGUGGCUGGAAGCUUAGGCCAAGCAGCUGCAUACAUCAGCAUUCCGGAUUUAUUUCUCUUCAGGGCUGUUAAAAACAUCUCAAAAGAAGAUUUAAGAAAGCUACAAACCUUGGGUCUUAUUUACUUCGUAUAUCUGUUUUUGUAUUCUGGUUUGGAGUUUACUCUGACAUUUUUGACCCAUCAUAAGUUCAACUAUACUUCCAUGCAACAAGGUUGGAUGUUUUUUGUCAUUGGUUUGACAAUGGCCGUCAUGCAAGGAAGCUACGUUCGCAAAUUACCUGAACAUAAAAUUAAGCCAACAGCAGUGCUGGGCCUAUUACUAAUUGUACCAGCAUUCAUCGUCACAGGAUUAGCUACAUCUGUCAUAGGCUUGUACAUUGGGCUCCUGCUGUUUGCUGUCUCCACAGCAAUGGUUGUCCCUUGUAUGAUGACACUAGCCUCAAAAUAUGGGUCUCAUGACCAGAAAGGAACUGUUAUGGGCAUCUUCAGAUCAUUAGGAGCGUUAGCCAGAGCUGUUGGACCUAUAAUUGCAUCAAUAGGGUAUUGGAGUAUUGGUUCAACACCCACGUACAUCAUGGGUGGAACUUUGUUGUUGUGGCCAUGGUUGAAACUUAAGACAAGCAACAUUUAGUUGUGAACUCCAUCCCUGAACAAAAGUUUUGCCUCGACAACAUCAUGGACACACACCUUCAGGAAGGAUACUAGUCGAAUGAACAGAACUGCAUGUCCUAUUGAAUGCUGUGAAGACCGUAGUAUGCUUACAAGGUUUUUUUAAUGUAGUGCACACAAAUAAUAGUGUGUAGUAAUUAAUAGGCAAGAAAAAGCUGAAGUGCAUUUCAGAUUAAGGACUUUGUGUAAUAUACUUAAAGUAGUUUUCAUUCUCCUUGCACUGUGGUGAAUCUACGGCCCAGUUUUCAUUAUGUAAGAAAACUUAAUGUGGUCAUUCUUGUGUUCAUUAACUUACUUUCUAAAAAAUUAGGAAGUUAUCUGAUACUACUAUAAUUUAUUACAUUAUUGCAUUAUACUAAUUUCAGUGUUCUGUUUAAGAACCUACUUCCAGUAUUGUAUCAAAUACAUUAAAGAUGAGUGAAAGUUUACUACAGUAUUGUGGCAGCAGGACAAGAAUUGGCAACCCAGUUAAAGCUGGUGAAAUUAAGUUUCACAAUUGACAGUGGGCACAAAUUUUACCAACUCAUAAUUUUAUUCAUGUCACCACCUAUCUCUGAUGUAUUCUUUGAGGAAAAUCUCAUUUAGUUUAUUAUGUAUUGUUUCACUCAUUGUGAAUCUAUGUAGAGGCCAAACGGAGAGAUCAUAAUUGGUGUUCUACAUUAUGUCUUUGCAGAUAAUGUGUUAGCAGUAUUACAAAAAAUAAUUUUCGUCUGUCUUUAAAAUUUUUUCCUUUUCUGUUUUUUCUCCUCGUAUGUUGUAACUUUGUUCUAUCCAUAGAUUAUUGGUUUUCCUUCAUAUAUGUCAUUUAUUCUGUGGAGUUAUUAUUUUCAAUUUGUCUGUUCACAAUGGUUUUGUUGUUAGCUAGCUCUGCCACUUGGCUUUAAUGAGUAAAAUUGUAUGCACCAUCCUCCAUGUUCUUUCUACAUGGCAUUAUUCUUGUCCGCAUGUUAAGUGUGUUCACUUCAUUUCUUCUGAUUUAUGAACUUCAUUUAUAGUAUGUAUGUGAGGAUAGUGGUUGCACGUAGCUUCUUAUGGGUACUGUAGACUGACUGACAACUGAAAAUUUGUACCUUUUUUAUGCAAUGGGAUCUUGUUUACUUUGAAGUAUAUUUUACAAAACUGUCCAAUCAUGUAUCGUACACUUUCUACAUUAACUUUGUAGUGUUGUAUUAUCCCGCGAGAGUGCCUUCUGAAGUUCCCCAUCUUGUAUACAAUUACAGGGUGUUGUGUGGUGUGUUGUGUCCAGUUAACUGAAGUUUGACUUCACGUUUCCUCCAUUGGUUCUUAUUUAGUCAAAAAAGAUGAGAAAGUAUGAACUUGCAUGUACAAUGAUCAAAUUCUGUUCCAACAAUCAAUUUAAAUGCCAUAAUCGGGAAUGUAUUUACUGCAAUAUUAUUAUUAUUAUUAUUAUUAUUAUUAUUAUUAUUAUUAUUAUUUGUGCUGUUGUUACUGCUGUUGUAAUUACUGUUUUCAGUAUUUAUUUGCUAUAGUUGUAUACAUCAAAAUUAGAUAUUGGAAUUAUACAAAUUUUGAAAGCAUUAUUUAACGAUAAAUUCUUUUGUGUGUGUGUGUGUGUGUGUGUGUGUGUGUGUGUGUGUGUGUGUGUGUGUGUGCGUGUGCGUGUGCGUGAGUUUAAAGAUAGUAGCAACAUUAGAAAUAGUAACAAAGAAUUAUUGUCAAAAGUUAUUGUUAUUUUUUAACCAAUGUUUAAUGAGCCUAUUACUGUAUGUAAAAAAGAAGAAGAAGAAGGAGGGUUAUGGUGUUUCAUUAGAAGAUGAAUUGUGAUACUUACAUAACCUCCAUGAGUGACUAUUAAUUCCUCAUUCAUUAGACAGUACAAAAUUAAGAGGGUGCGCUGAAAAGUAAUGCUCCAAAAUUUCAUCUGUGAAAAUUACGGCUUUUUAAAUAAAACAAAUUUUGUUAACAUGCUGUAUCUUUAUUCUUCAUGUCUACAUGUUUAUUUCUCAACAUGUUCACCUCAGCAAUUAACACUUCUUCCGACAUGAGAUCAGUUUGUUGAUAGCAUCAUUGUAGAAUGUCAGUUGAUGGAGCAGUAACUCCACCUGUGCUUGCACCACUUCUCUACUAGCAAAGUGAACUCCUUGAAGGUGUUCUUUUAAGUUCUGGAAACAUGUGAAAAUCAGAUGGGGCAAAGGUGGAACUGUAUGGAGAAUGAUCAAUGAAAGUGAACGCAAGUUUCAGAUUGUUGCAGGUUUCACAGUGCUUGUGUGAGAUCUAGCGUUGUCAUGCUGAAGCAGAGGUACUCCAUGUAUGGACAAAGUCUUCAAAUUCGAAAACUGAUUACAGCAUGCUAUCAAGUGAAGUGGCACAGUGGUUAGCACACUGGACUCGGAUUCAGGAGGAGCAUAUUUCAAACCCGGGUCAAGCCCCCAGAUUUAAAUUUUCAGUGAUUUCCUUAAAUCAGUCCAGUCAAAUGCCAGGAUAGUUCCUUCAAAAUGGCACAGCCCUUUUCCCUCCCCAUCCUUGACACAAUCCAAGCUUGUGUUCCUUCUCUAAUGACCUCAGUGUUGAUGGAACAUUAAACUCAAUCUUCCUUCCUUACUUUAUUUACAGCAUGCUGUUUCUCAUGCACCUACAUAGUUAAUUUACACACUGCAAUUCAAAGCCCUGUUGCAGCAGCAGUGGGGUGCAAAUAUGUAGACAUGGAAAAUAGAUUUAGUGUGUGAAUAACAUUUAUUUUAUUUAAAAAGCUUUGAGUUUUCACAAAAAUUCAGAGGCAUUACUUUCCAGUGUGCCCUUGCAUAUAGAUAUGGGGAGAACUGUAAUAGUUAACAUGUAUAAAAUAUUAUACCCCUACCCUCCAAAUUGCAAUUUGCUGGUUCAUGUAAGAUUUUUUUUUUGUGUUAUAUGGAUUCCUCAUUGAGAAGUUCUGCUCAGAAGUGAUGUUUGUAUAGUAUCUAUAAUUCAGCUGUUGGUGCCCAAUUCAGUAUUGAUCAGCUCUGCUGUAGACUGACUUGUUGUUUACCUUUGUAUACUGUAUUUGCAGUUUUAAUAAAACAAAUUGUUAUGCACA
Schistocerca piceifrons (Central American locust) is the source of this 4861-nucleotide messenger RNA. It is a transcript of the gene rtet, whose product is annotated as major facilitator superfamily domain-containing protein 10. The transcript has 11 exons. Bases 401 to 1789 code for a protein of 462 amino acids. The record is from RefSeq and is a predicted model, not a curated record. Gene Ontology annotation, cellular component: brush border membrane. Gene Ontology annotation, biological process: transmembrane transport. Gene Ontology annotation, molecular function: transmembrane transporter activity. Lineage: Eukaryota; Metazoa; Arthropoda; Insecta; Orthoptera; Acrididae.